AUGACUUCUGUGUUGAGACAGAGAUUUUCACAAAGAGUUGAGACAGAGAUUUUCACAGAGAGAGAUAGAGAGAGAGAGAGAGAGGAGAAGGGGAAGAAGAAAUCAGCAAUGAGUACGCUUGCUUUGAGCUCCAAUGGGGAUUUCUCUGCGGAGCACAAGGCUCCAAAUUGCAAGAGAUUGAAGAAGCUCGUCGGUGAUGAAUGCGUGGCUUCGCUGAGAUGCAUCAACAAGGGCACCAACGUCAGCAGCUGGGAUGUGGCACGAUUGCGUCAAGAAAACACGAAAAAGAUUUUAAAGGAAAAGAAGCUGAUGUUGAUCCUCGAUCUGGACAACACCCUUUUACACUCUGUCAGGGAUGGAGAUCUCUCUUCUGAAGACGAGCGUUUGAUGCAAAUGAGAGAAUCUUCAGAAGAUGAACGUGGUAGGAGCGUGUUUCGAUGGAGGGGUAUGGCGACAAAACUCAGGCCGCACGUCCGCAGUUUUCUUAAAGAAGCGAAGGGCGUUUACUUUGAGAACAAGAUCCUAUCGAGCGAGGAUUGUACUAGACCGAGAAGAAAAGGCCUCGAUGUGGUGCUAGGAGAAGAGAAAGCUAUGGUGAUCGUUGACGACAACGAUAAAGUUUGGGGGAAGCACGUAAUGAAUCAAAUCGACAUUAAAAGGUACCACUUUUUCGGACCAAAGCGCCCUCUCUUCGAUUUAGACGGAAAUGCAUUGUCAGAAAUGGAGGAACUCGAGAGCAAGGAGAGUGAAUUGGCGAGGUGUCUUGAAUUGCUCAGAUGCAUUCACUGGUUGUUUUUCAACCCUGUGAAUCAUGCUGAUUUCUACGACAGUGAUGUAAGGCAAAUUCUGAUGGAUAUCAAAGAUGAAGUGGAAUAUGGUAGUGGUGUAGGCUUAAAGGUUCAAUGUCCCUGCUGAUCUUCGAAAACUUGCAAUUAUUGGCGACUAGAGAAGUCUGUUGUUUUUGUUUUCCUUUUUGAGAACUUGAGAAUUUUUUAUGAUGUAACUUACAGCUUUGGCAGCUAUUUUGAACUAAAACUCGGCUGUGCAAAA
Molecule: messenger RNA, 1050 nt
Organism: Asparagus officinalis (garden asparagus)
Lineage: Eukaryota; Viridiplantae; Streptophyta; Magnoliopsida; Asparagales; Asparagaceae
Product: RNA polymerase II C-terminal domain phosphatase-like 4
Exons: 2
Coding region: 1-915 (304 amino acids)
Molecular function (GO): RNA polymerase II CTD heptapeptide repeat phosphatase activity
Source: RefSeq, a predicted model, not a curated record